Messenger RNA from Menidia menidia (Atlantic silverside), 1886 nucleotides. NCBI's taxonomy places the organism in Eukaryota, Metazoa, Chordata, Actinopteri, Atheriniformes, Atherinopsidae. The record is from the annotation of a GenBank genome assembly.
UUAGUGGCACCUGGCUCUUAAUGGAAGAGUUGAGUUGGUCAAUUUGAGUUAAUAAAUUAACAUUUCAAGGGAGAAAAAAAGCCUCUUCGUUUAUUUCUAAGUUUUAACAUUAAAUGUUAAAACUGUAUGUAGAUGAUUUCGGCGUCUUGGGUUUUUAUUUUUAAAUUAAGAAAACGCCCCCAAGUUGUGAUGGUUUGAUCCCGCAAAUCGGCUAACGUUAGCGUCGUUGAAAAAUUACAGGAUAUCAGACAGUUUUGGGGAGAAACUUGGUUUAAACUGUAAAGUAAUUCAACAUAUAUUGCACUUGAGUCAAAAACUAUGAGAGAGUUGAUGAAAAGUGUGAACCAUCAGCACGCCACAAAGCUGCUCCAUAACAAGUUCAUAGUGGUGCUUGGGGACUCCAUUCAGCGGGCUGUAUACAAGGACCUUGUUCUAUUGCUACAGAAGGAUAAAUAUCUCACCUUAAGACAACUGAAGAACAAGGGUGAGAUGAGCUUUGAACAGGACUGUCUGGUGGAAGGGGGCAGUCUGAUUGAGAUGAAUAAUGGAACAGAGUACAGAGAAGUCCGGCAGUUCCAGUCUGAUCACCACCUGGUCCGCUUUUACUUCGUGACACGCAUCUUCUCUCAAUACAUGCAAAGCAUCUUAGAGGACUUCCGUCAUGGCCUGAAACCUGAUGUUAUCAUUGCCAACUCCUGCAUUUGGGAUAUUUCCAGAUACAAUUCCAAUUGGAUUGAUGACUACAAAAAGAAUCUCCAAAGAUUCUUUGAUGCUCUGAAUGAGAUUCUGCCAGAGGAAACGUUGGUCAUUUGGAACCUCACAAUGCCUCUGGGAGAGAGAAUCAAAGGGGGCUUCCUGGUUCCUGAGAUACAGCACAAAGCCCCUCAGUUCCGUUAUGACGUGAUCGAAGCCAACUUCUACAGUGGAACUCUGGCUGAUGCUUAUGAAAGGGAUGUGUUGGAUCUCCACUUCCAGUUCCGCUUCUCCCUGCACCAUCGAACCACAGACGGAGUCCACUGGAACGCCAUUGCCCAUCGCAGGAUUACUAGUCUGUUGUUGCAGCAUAUCGCCCAAGCGUGGGGAGUAAUAAUGCCCUGCCCGCUGAUUGCUGUUGAGCAUACAAACAUUCUUCAACAGCCAGCCAACAACUAUCCUCCAGAAUUUGCAGAGUCAUCCUCGGCAACAUUCAAUUAUGAUGGCUACAAAGAGGAAUUCCAAAGGGAUUCCUUUUCUUUUGCCUAUUUAGACUUUGAAGACAACCCACAUCUACAGCUACAUGGAUACGAGGCUCCAAGAUACUUGAGACCCUCUGUCCAGCCACAGCCUCUCCUGGACUACAGGCAUCAGUAUGAACACAGACAAGCUAGAAACGCUUCAGAGGACUGGCUUCCCCACCCCUUUGAGCCCUACAGAGAGCACCAUCAUCAGUAUGUGAUGAGGAGCCGCCACACAAGACACCUCUACACGCCGUACACCCAUCACAGAAAGAUUCAGUAUGCGCGUCAUGGCUCCUACCAAAGUUGAAGUGCCUAAACUAGCAUAAAAGAUUAGUACACUCCAGUUAAUAUGCCUGAUCUUGUCGAAGCACAUUUAAUUUCUGCGUGUUUUUCUGCAUGGUAGUUUGAAACCCUUGCUAAGCUUAAACAUUUUUUUUUUUUACAUUUUUUUUUCUUUACAAAGAAUUUUAAAAAGUUAAGCAUAUUGCCUGUCUUUUUAUUUUAUUUUGAACUUAAAGACUUAAUUUCUGGCAAAUUUCAAGUCAGCCUUUAAACUUGUAAAAGGGUACUUUUGGAAACUCAGUGUCACGUACAAAUUCAGAAUGACUUUUUUUUUUUUUUUUUUUAAUCAGACCAAUUAUAACAAAUGUGCUACCAUCACACAAUUCU